Cydia fagiglandana is the source of this 823-nucleotide messenger RNA. RefSeq names its product WAS/WASL-interacting protein family member 3-like. The record is from RefSeq and is a predicted model, not a curated record. The coding region runs from base 293 to 727 and encodes 144 amino acids. The transcript is spliced from 7 exons. Lineage: Eukaryota; Metazoa; Arthropoda; Insecta; Lepidoptera; Tortricidae.
ACUCCUAGUGGUGGCCGGCAGCGCAGGGGCCACGUGCCCGCGCAGCCUGGCGUGCGAGCUGGCGGGCGGCGGCGGCGCGGCGCGGCGCGUGCUGGUGGUGCGCGGCGCCGACGACGCGCUGCGGCUGCCGGCGCGGCUGCGGCGCCGCCUGGUGCCGCAGCACGCGCUCGACGCGGCCGUGGCGGAGGAGGUGGCACGCUGGGCGCUGACGGCCGCCGAGGGCGAUGCGCUGCGCCGACCUGCCAGGAAAAGCGCGGGUGCGGGUGAGGUGGUCGAGGAGCGACACACGACGAUGCAGAAUGCCCGCGGCUUGAUACGCGAGAUAGAGCCUGCUGCUGUUUCCACCGAGAGCGCGCGGCCGGUGCCCCGCGGGCCGCGCCGUUCUCUCGCCGCCGUCCCGCCGCCGCCGAUCCCACCGCCGACGCCGCCGACGCCGACGCCGGUGAACGCCGAGCCCGCCGUGGACGAGCUGGACAUCAUGCAGCUGCCCAUCGUGUUCGCCGACGACGAGCCCGCGCCCGCGCCCGCCCCGCCCCUCCAACGACAUGCGGCGCCGACGCCGGCGGCGCGGACUCCAAGUGUCACUGUCACCAGCGGACAUCCAAGGGGCGGGCGCGCACUGAACUACACGCGCGUGAUCGUGGCCAAGCGGCGCGGCGCGCGCGGCCCCGCGCCCCCGCGCCCCGUGCUGCUGCGCCGCACCGUGCGCCUGCUGCGCGACAACUGAACCAACUGACCCCCGUUACAAUGACAAUACUUCCUACAUUUAGCUGCUGAGAAAAGGUACCACCCCUGCAUCACAGUACACUAAGAACAGUAGUGA